UCAAAAUAAUUGUUUAACACAAAAGCCGUGGUAUUUGGAAGCUGUUUUUAUUUUAAGGAUCUAGUUUUGAAGGUGCUAGGUUCAGAAUUAGUGUAAUGAAGCUCUCAUAUGACUAAAUGUUAGCUUCCAUAUGAAGGUUGUCAGAGAAACAAUAUUUGUUGAAGCAAAUGUCCGUUGCUACGAGUACUUGUACAACAACAACACGGUAUCAUUCUGACAGAAAGGUCGUUAUCAUUAGACCGUAACAAUGUGGAAAAAAGAAAGAUCUGCAGUGGGAUCUCGAUAAGCAAAAGGAUUAUAAAGGCUCUGCUGGCAGAUGGCAGUGAAAAUGUCAUAGAUUUAAAGAUGUUGUCAAAGCCAGAAAUCAUAUAGAUUUUGAAAACCACAGCUCCAGAGACAUUUGAAAGGGACUCAAAGAUGUUGGAGUGGCUGCCCUGUAACAGUCCUAAUAUACAUAUGGUCUAGGACAUACUUUUCUGUUUCAGUCAUGACGUUUGAAAUUAUUACAAAUAUUAACCAAAGAUAUUCUUAAUGUCGGCCAUGGGAUCUGGAGUACCUUUGCUCAAUGACUAUAAGCAGGAGUUCUUCUGGAAACGAUUCCCUCAGACUGUCUUGGGAGGACCAAAGUUAAGGUUGGGCUAUGAUGCCCCCUGUUUUGUGUACAUGGGGCAGAUAUUGCUCUUCUUUAUCCCGUGGAUUAUCGGAGGGAUUUUCACAGCUCUGGUGGAAACUGCAAUCCUGGAAUUUGAAAUUGCUGUUUACGUCUUUGGCAGCAUUAUGUUUCUCUUUGUACUGUGUGGCCAGAUUGUUUCUAGUAUCAUCCACAAUCAAAGAUCCAGCCAAGGGCAGAACAUCCACACUGCCAGUCUCUUAGCAGAGGAAGAUGAAGUGGAUUUUGCAUCAUGUUGUGGAGCUGAAACAAUCGGUUUUAUCAUACCACCAAAGAAGUACAAGUUUAACAUAAUAUUACACUCUGUAAUGUCGGGAGUUAUCUGUGGAUUGGGACUGUGGUACCUCCUGCCUCAGACUUUCAACUCACUGUAUUAUAACAAUAUAGGAGCUACUGUGAUACUGUACAUCCUGGGUUGGUUGACGUUAUGUAUUUCCCAGUAUCCACUGACAACAUGUGCUCCUCCAGAGCUUUCAACAUACACAACUUUAGACACUUUUGAAUUUUCCCCCAUGCUCCGCCCAUUUUACAUCAUCGUAUGUGAAAGUUUCUUCUUAUUGAACAGGUUCUUGUCUGGGUUUCUUCUAGCAGACCAGAUACUCCAUGCAGUAUUUGUGACUUUUCCAUUCCUGUGGAUUGUAGGCGUAUUGCCUCCCUUGGAUGCUCUCCUGUUUUGGGGACUGGAACAGAUCCUUAUAGUGUUCUUUGGUGGAACAUCAACUUCAUCAGAUUUAUGGACUAUAGUUAUGUUGCUGGUAUCAGUGAGUGUAUUCCUGGCUGUGUACUUCAUCCCUAUGUGUUUGGGGUCCAUUGUCAUGGCUGCAGCCUUGGGCUAUAUCCUCAGCACAGACAUUGGAGGCCUUCUCAGAGAUGUGAUCAAGUAUUACCAGACUAGGAACAAAGUCAGCUCCAGCCAAACUCUGAACAGUGUGUCAGAUAAACAUAGAGGUUUCCCCUGGUCCAGAUUGUUUCUGACAGUAGUGUUUCAUCUCAUCAUGACCGGUGUAGUUAUAGCAGUCAGCUUGUGUUUAGUGCUGUACACAACUUCUGUUUGGACAAAUGCCUGGCUGGUACUGGGCUAUGUUAACGUCGGUGUUCUCAUCCUGGAAAAACUCCUAAGAGAUUUCCAGGGAGUGUUUAUCUGUUUUGGACUGUGGAGAAACAAGCUUUUCCCUGGCAGUGCACAAAGCCAAAGGAUUUUUCGCCGCCGAAAAUGUUUCUUGAAUCUCCUCGGGUAUCUCAGAAGAUUUGUCAUAAAUUUUGUUGCCCCCCUGGUGAUGUUGUCAUACCUCAGCCUUGUUAACCUGACCUCUGACCCCAGCAGCUUGUCAUGUCGACUGAGCCUGUCCACAGCUGAUGGAGUGUGGCUAAUGCUGUCCAUAACCAGAGCUUACAGAUGGGUGUGGCAGAGCACAGUUCACUCCCUGUUGGAACUCUCAGUUGUCCACAUUAUCCUUGUCAACCUUCCCACCAACACAACAGUUCAGUACUUGGGGGCCUUCAGGCUCCUGUUGAUCACUUCAGUCUGUCGAGACCGCCUGUACCAAAUUGCCAGCAAACUAUAUUUUUGUUUUGCACUUCUCAUCACAUCAUGGACUGACAAAAAACAGAGAAGAAAGUCCUCUAUUUGGAUUGUCCUGGUGAACUUGUUGUUGUUUCCUGUCGUGCUAGCAGUUGUUGUUGUGGCAGCUGUUCUGUCUGCCCCUCUUCUCCCACUCUUCUCGUUGCCUGUAUUUUUGAUUGGUUUCCCUCGUCCCCUGCGUUCCUGGCCCAGCUCUGUUGGAGCAUCAGCCAAUACCUGUGCAGACACUGUCUUCUAUAAACAACUCUGUCACAACUUAGCUGCAGCCAUGAAAACAGCCUUUGCUAAUGGUAGUUUAGGUGAGCCCCAUCCAGGUAACCAUUACCUGCUACGUUUCCAGGACCGGAUGAUAUGGGUGCUCAUACUGGAGAGGGGAGGCACCUACUGCACCAUGUCCAUAAAAGGGCUGGAGUUACAAGAAACUUCUUGUCACUCGGUGGAAGCAACACGAGUUGAUGACAUUUUCGAGAUGUCAUUUGAAAGUGAAACUGGCUUCCCAUUAUGUUCGCUUAACCAGUACCCCCUACACACUCUCACACCGUGUGAUGCAGUGGUUGUUCAGACAUAUUCUGAUGCCAAAAAUAUUCUUACUGGUAUCAUAGACUCUCCAGAUAAUUUUAAGUUUGUAUUUGCAGCUUUUCCCAAAGUUUUAAUCUGGGUUUUGAUGAAUGAAGUGUUUAAACUGAAUGACAGAAAACAAGCAGAGGAGAAGCAAAGGGAGAGCAGUCUGACAAAACUGGAAACCAAAGAUAGCUGGAGUAACAACAACAACAAAGAAGCGUGUCUUCCUCAGAAAGACACAGUUGUAACAAUAGGGGCUACAAGCAUUGAUAAAGCAGAACAUCCUGUUGUUCAUGAACUUGAGGAGGAUGAUGUAUGGAGUGACUCUCGUCCCACUUCUGCUAUUUCUCUGGGUCACAAGCGUAAGUCAUCCUGGGGCUCAUCUCUCCGAAGUUUCUCCAGUAUACUCUCCACUGAUAAGGACUUCAUUGAAAUGGAUGAAGUCAAACCAUCCAAAAAGAAAAGUUCACAGAGGAACUUGAAGUCUUCAGGCUCUGUUGAAGAGUUAGGGUUUGGGAUGCCAGCUGUAGACCCUAAAGCCAAAGCCAAGCCACCACCAUUAAAACCUGCAUUCCAAGUGUCGGGGAAGGCCGGUAACUCCAUCUACAGGCCAGUGACAAAUUUAGCUGGCUCAGCAGAAUUUAUGAGUCCACACAGCUCCCGGCUUAGCUUGCCAACAAAGUGGCGGGAACUUCCCAUAGAGGAGUCUCGAGUGAAAAAGCUGACGCGGGAGUUUCCGACAGACUGGUACAGACAUGUGAUAGAGAGCCUUCCGAUCACCAGCCCAGAUCAAAGCACUCGUGAAAUCACAGCUGAAUUAGUGAAGGAUGAAGUUCUCCAUGACAUUUACUCUCAGCUGACCAUGUCCUGCUGUGGAAUGUUCGAUGCUAAUGGCAUGGCCUCACAUGGAGGGAGCACCAGUCACCUGUACAAGUGUUACCGUGGGGAUGUUCCUUGGAAUGCUAUGUUGGACUGGCUCACAGAAGACAAGCACCUGUUUGGUUUAGUUUUACAAGCAUACAGGUACUCCUUCAAGCUGAUGUUAGACCAAUGUGUGCUGGGUGAGAUUAGUGAUAAUGAAGAGCUAGCUGAAUACUUGACGGAUUACAAGAACAACUGGUACAUUGGCCUGGACACAGACCCAGAGUGGAAUGCAGCUGUGAUCAACAAUAAACCCUCACUGUUUUCUGUGGGCCUUGCAUCAAGCCAGGGUACAUACAGCAGUCGUGUGGUGACUCUCCAGGACACUGUUGUUCACAUGGGUCGUCUAAACGCUGAGGCUGUGAGAGGACAGUGGGCUAACCUUAGCCUGGAGCUGCUUUACUUCACCAAUGAUGAUGAGGAACGCUACAGUAUUCAGGCUCAUCCCACCCUGUUGAGAAACCUCACCGUCCAGUCAGCAGAUCCACCUCUCGGAUACCCCAUCUUUUCAUCAGAGCCUAUCUCAGUGUGUCUCCUGUAAACCAGCAGACCCACCUCUGGAAUACCCAAUCUUUUCAUCAGAGCAUAUCUUAGUGUGUCUCCUGUAAACCAGGAGACACACCUUUCAAAUACCCAAUCUAUUCAUCAGAGCCUAUCUCAGUGCAUCUCCUGUAAACCAGCAGACCCACCUUUCGAAUACCCAAUCUUUUCAUCAGAGCCUAUCUGAGUGGGUCCCCUGUAAACCAGCAGACCCACCUCUCGAAUACCCAAUCUUUUCAUCAGAGCUUAUCUCAGUGUGUCUCCUGUAAACAAACAGACCCACCUCAGAUACCCUCACUGUUUACCCGAGCCUAUCUCCAUACGUUUCCUUCAAGCCAAAGACUCACCUCUCUGAUACCCACCUAUUCACCAGAGCAUAUCUCAGUAUAUCUCCUUCAAGCCAAAGACUCGCCUAUCUGAUACCCACUUAUUCACCAGAGCCUAUCUCAGUAUAUCUCUUUCAAGCCAAAGACACACCUCUCUGAUACCCACCUAUUCACCAGAACCUAUCUCAGUAUAUCUCCUUCAAGCCAAAGACUCGCCUAUCUAAUACCCACCUUAUUCACCAGAACCUAUCUCAGUAUAUCUCCUUCAAGCCAAAUACACACCCUUUGGAUACAUUAAGAGAUCUUUAUCUGUGCCCAAUUGUUCAUAAUUCAUGUAAUAGGGUGUUAUUGAUAUGAGAUUGUUUUCACAUAAUCAAACAACCUAGUGUCUGUCUAACCAGACAUUGAUUAGAUUAUUUCACAAGUUUAUCACCUCUGAUGAUAUUUAUUAAAGUGAAAGACAGCACCUGACAAAUGUUUAUUUCUGCUGAAAUACUACCGCUCAAAGUAUCUUAAACUGGCAUUAAAUAUUUUUUUUAGAUUUUUUUCUAUCCAGUUAAAGUUUAGUAAAAUUUUCACGUGUCACAGCUUCAGCAUGUCUCCAUUGUCGAGGGCAAGGUGAAGUCACCUUUACUCUAGCUCGCUAACAUCGAUGGUAUUUUCGGUAUAAUAGUCUAAGCAGUAGCCUAUGACAGGUCAAAGUUGUGGACUUGGGCGAUGAAGGCCCAAGUGAUAAAUAUAGUUUUCUCGAAAACUGGACAUACUGGCAGAAUAUUUCAGCAGGCUUUGUUCUGAAACAAAUAAAAAUAGAUCUAAGUACCACUGAGGCUGAUCUGGUCAUUCGACUGUCACUGGAUUUUAUGCUUCUAUUUUGUAGCGGUGGCUUCUAAGAUGAGAGUAGUGCUGACUUAGUUUUCGCAAAGCUCCUCCGCUUGAACAUGCUAUUUCAGUAAUUUUACUGUAUUUUAUAACAGAAAACAGAAAAACAUCCUUUGUAUACAAGAAAGGCAAAGGAGUAAAAUUUAAAUUCUUCAGUUUUUAUAAAUUCAGAGAAAAAAAAUAUAUCCUGUAAGAUUUUUAAUUAAUUUUAAGCUUUGCCUGGUGAGAUUCUGCCUUUUCAUUCCCGUAAACCUUUGGCAUCCUUAAUGAAUUUUGCACUGACACUAAUCUUUGUUAUUUUGAAACAGCUGACUAAUUGCUAAAAAGAGCGACAAGAAAUGUAUUAGGGGAGAUGAAUGUGGUUUGUCAUGAGACGGUAUGCUGCUGUCUGACAUAAUGUGUGAUCAUUGAAUAUUAUGUGGCUUGUGUAUUAACUGAUUUUACCUAUGUGGAGGUCCAUAAGUGAUACAGACCUGCCCCAUAACACUUUGUGAAAUGGCCCUUUGGCUACAUGCAGCUAAAUCGUUGUAAACUAUCUCAAAAUGAUGUCUUAAGCAGUAGUUUUGGGUUAUGAUAUGUCACUUCAUGGAGUGAAGGGGCAAGGGCUACAUCACAGCUUAGGUGCGCCACCUGAUAGCAGCGUGUUUGAUUGGAUGGCUGCCUGGACUCACACCGGCCAUUUGUGUAGUAUUAUCAUUUUGUUCUACAUGUUAUUUGGGGAAGUAUCAUCAAAAAUAAUGAAGUGUGAUACUUUUUAGAAUGCUUGUGUAUCCUGCUUUCGAUUGAAAUAUGUUUUAGCCAGGUGCUGUCUUGUCCUUUAACGGAAUGGUUAGUAAUGAUAAUGUUUGUAAUAAAUCCGUCCACACCUCCAUUCAGUAAAACAACUUAAAAUAUCAUGACAGAUUGGUUUUUGAUUCACUUUGGAAUCUAUUGAAUAUCAAAAUUUGCAAAUUUUGAUUGGAGGAUGUUUUUAUGCCAAUAUGAUUCAGUGAUAUUUUGAAAUUUGAAUUGUUGUAUAUAGUCAUACACUUUUGCACCAGUUUUUAUGUAAGGUUUGAUGAUUGAAGUUUUGUGACUAGAGAUAAAAUAGUUGAUUACUUUCAUAUUUAACAAAUUAUUGCAGUUGUAGUUAAGUGAGUAUUCACUGUAUUUAAUGUUAAUUUCAUUAAUACAGAUAAUAAUCAAUACUUUUUUAUUGUGCAGCAUUUAGUUUAGUAUUAGUGUUUUGUUGUAUUAUUAUUGAUUUUGUUUCUUCACUUAUUUCUUAGUAGCAGUCUUGAGGUCUGUUAAUUUAAAAUUGAGCAUUAAUUGAAAUACUUUCAAAUCUUUAGUGUCACCUAGUACUUCUAAAUUCUUGACACCCAUCGGUGACAGAUUCCAUGUUCAAGCACUGUAGUCUUCUAACCAUACUUGUAGAUGUAGUAUUAACACUUUGACAGUUUGCAAUGUUAAAUUGAUUGUAUGGCUUAUAAGCUCAUCUUAGUCAUACACACAACUCAAGUUUAUUUCUCUCAGACAUUCUUUAUGUCAUUAAUAUUUAUGAUAACAAAUAAAAUAUACAUGUUUUACCCUUGCUUGUUGAACAAAUACGUCUUGCUCAGUUUUUUGGAAAAUGAAUUGUAGGACAUGGUUUUCUCCCUGAUUAUAGACAGCCAGCGAUAGGGUAAAAUGAUGAAAUGAAUUGUUUGUUUACAUCGAAACAAAUCAUGUUGUUUUUAAUUAUUAUUAUUAAUUCAAAAGUACGGUUUUUGUACACUUUUUGUUUCUCUGUUUCUCUCUCUCUCCAGUGGUAUUGUAUACAUGUAAAUAGUACAGAAUGACUAAUCUCGCUGAGCUGUAUUCAGUUCUGUUUGCUUAGCCCUCAAACUAUGUUUAGUUAUACAACAUGUACUGUAACACAUGAUAGACGAGGUACUUUCAUGUGUUGGGGUUUGUAUCUGUUCUUCACUUUGUAAGCUAACAUAUUUAUUCUACUAAAUGGUUUGUCUUAUCCAUUGUCAUUAUGGUUAGGUUCAUAUAUUUAACACAAAACUAUUGUCUGUGAUAUUGUCAUUAAGAAGUUUCAUGUCUCAUUGUCAAGAUUUUCUUAACAUCACUGGGGCAUUAACUGGCACUAACUUCACACACAGUGUUCACGACAGUUCCAUGUAAGAAGGAAAUCUUCAUCAUUUGGAUGUUUGUCAAUAAAAUGUUGUGCUUUAUAAAA
Messenger RNA from Liolophura sinensis, 7685 nucleotides. RefSeq names its product pecanex-like protein 4. The record is from RefSeq and is a predicted model, not a curated record. Gene Ontology annotation, cellular component: membrane. NCBI's taxonomy places the organism in Eukaryota, Metazoa, Mollusca, Polyplacophora, Chitonida, Chitonidae. The transcript has 11 exons. The coding region runs from base 532 to 4275 and encodes 1247 amino acids.